Messenger RNA from Knipowitschia caucasica, 282 nucleotides. Lineage: Eukaryota; Metazoa; Chordata; Actinopteri; Gobiiformes; Gobiidae. The record is from the annotation of a GenBank genome assembly.
AUGUCCCUGCUGACUCCCCUGCUGACUCCCCUGAUGUCCCUGCUGACUCCCCUGCUGACUCCUCUGAUGUCCCUGCUGACUCCCCUGAUGUCCCUGCUGACUCCCCUGCUGACUCACCUGCUGACUCACCUGAUGUCCCUGCUGACUCCUCUGAUGUCCCUGCUGACUCCCCUGAUGUCCCUGCUGACUCACCUGAUGUCCCUGCUGACUCCUCUGAUGUCCCUGCUGACUCCCCUGCUGACUCCCCUGAUGUCCCUGCUGACUCACCUGAUGUCCUGCUGA